Sycon ciliatum is the source of this 4451-nucleotide messenger RNA. RefSeq names its product tRNA (34-2'-O)-methyltransferase regulator WDR6-like. The transcript has 28 exons. Gene Ontology annotation, molecular function: protein binding. Gene Ontology annotation, biological process: tRNA methylation. The coding region runs from base 166 to 3876 and encodes 1236 amino acids. Gene Ontology annotation, cellular component: cytoplasm. NCBI's taxonomy places the organism in Eukaryota, Metazoa, Porifera, Calcarea, Leucosolenida, Sycettidae. The record is from RefSeq and is a predicted model, not a curated record.
UAAAACGUCAAGAAUACCCCCGGCCCCCAGGCCCAGCCCCCUUGCCCUUGGCAAGCUUGGUCGAAUGAAGUCAAGAGUACAUGCUGUAGGUCUGAUUUUGCCUUGUAUUCAACCCAUCUGUUUCUCAAGUUGACCAUCGACGGUGGUGUACAUACAGUGGCGACCAUGGAUUUUAUUUCCAAGAGUCUCGUUUCUCCAAGCACGGCGUUAUGUUCCGUUUCAAACUGGGUGAUAUCAGGCAAUGGGUCGUUCGUGUCAGUAUACUCGGUCUCUUCAGCCACCCGUUUAUAUGGCAUGGAAGCUUUGCCACGCUGUCGGAUCCACGGCAUUCGAAAAGGAAAAAUGAGUGAUGAUGGUACUUGGCCCAUCCUCGUUUUUGGUCAACGAUCAUGGAGAGUGUUUACAGCGACAGUGUGUACAGAUCGCCAGGAGUUUCAACUGCGGGCGGUAACAGGGUCACUGCACUGCACUGAUUGGAUUUUGGAUUGUUGCUGGCUGACUGGAAAUUCGAAGCUGGCCAUUGCCACGGCCCACAAUGCUGUAGAGAUCUGGGAGGAGCAGCGGCUAGAGCAGCAGCAGGAUGCCAGGCAAUCCACGGGUGCUCUCGGCUCUUCUGAGCUGAGCGGCGACGCCAGUGCAGCAUCUACCUAUGUACAUGUGCGCAGUGCACAGUGCAGCACCGUGUGCAUACUAUAUUCCUGCUUGCUAUCUGGGUUGACGGAGAAGACUCUGAUCGUGUAUGCAGGCACUGUUUUCAAUCAGGUUCUGGUGUGGCAGCCGUUUCAAGCAGAGUCAACGAGUGAUGGGCUAGUGGAUGUUCAGCAUAGGCUAUGCGGCCACGAGGGCGUGAUCUUCUCCAUAGCACUGAGCUCCGAUGGGUGUAGGGCCUGCACUGCAUCUGAUGACCGUACUGUUCGUGUGUGGGACCUGCUGCUGCUGUCCGAUGAUGGUACAGUGGUGUCUUCCAAGUGCAUACAUGCCCUAUAUGGACACAGUGCACGUAUAUGGAAGGCAAUAUUCGUACAAGACCUUAUCGUUAGCACUGGAGAAGAUGCUCUCGUUUGUGUCUGGGAUCAUACUGGUCAUCUUUUGAAAGAGAUCAAAGGACAUCAGGGUCUCAAUGUGUGGAGUGUCUGUGCUGCUGAUGAUGGUGAUGCCACAUCACUGAGUAUUAUAACUGGUGGUGGUGAUGGUGGUAUUCGGUGGUGGUCCCUUGAUGAAAUCAAGGAGACUGUGUCUCAGCAGUUUUCUUUGUCGGUGCCAGACCUGACAGAAGCAGCUUUGCAGUCAUCAUGCGGUAAGAGACAAGACGACUAUAUCCGUGAUGUGGCCGUGUAUGAAUCUCAGCAUGUGCUUCUGCUCAUGAACUCAGGACGUCUGCUGUUGUACGAUAGCGUCAGCAAGCACAUCCAGUUGCUGUUGCAUGAGCCAGCCUUUGCGUCAUACAGUGUGAUGUCUCUUGACUGCAAGACGGGUAGAUUGGCACUUGGCGGGCUGGCUGGCCACGUGUUGUGUCUCAGUGACUGGAUGACUGAUGCUGUGUCUUGCUCUAGCUGUGUCCUGGCACAUGAUGGGAAAGUCUUCUCAGUUACUUGGGCAACUGCAUCUGCAACUUCAUCUUCUGAUGCUGGUGUUGGUGCUGGCGAAGGCGGUAGUAAUCUGUUCACGGUUGGACCAGAAGGAAGCAUGAAAUGGUGGAAAGUCAGCAACUUACCUGGGUCUGCAUUAGAUUGCCAGCUUCUUGCUGAAUUCUGCUUACCACCUUGCAAACACCGCUGGCUAUCAGCUGUGGCCAUUGUUCACUCACAAGAUGUACUAUCCCUGACAGAUAACUCUCCUAACCACCCGGUCACCUCAGCUGAUAGUGAUGCUGUCUAUGUGAUAGCUGGAGAUCGGAAAGGCUCACUGCAUACAUAUCGCUGCUCAACGGCAUGUCAAGACGCGGCAAUGCCACAGGAUCCAGUGUGUUCUUUGGUUGGUGUACAUGGCAAGAAUGGUGUAAAUGACAUACAGGUCUGUCGGGGCUGUGUCAGUAGCUGUGGUCGUGAUGGACACAUCCGUCAGUUGUCGAUAGCCCAUCCAGGCACGUUGACAGUGUGUUCAGACCGCAAGUUCUUGCCCGGCGUGGAUUGGUUGGAGAGAAUGAUUCACACUUCGGACGGACGAGACCUACUCAUUGGAUUCCAUUCUACUAACUUGAUUAUAUGGGAUUCACGGCAUGCCGAAACCGUUGCCACGGUGCCGUGCGGGGGAGGUCACCGCUCUUGGCACUACUCUCUGUCCAGUGAUGGAAACUCAGUGACGUUUGUGUUCCUGCAAGCGUGUCGUCUGCAUUAUUGUACGGUAGACAUUGGUGAAUGGUCUCGGCAACGUAUUCUUCAGAGUAGCUUCCAUGGCCGUGAAAUCACGUGUCUUACUCAAGUCUUCUCUAGCAAGACAUCAGGUAGCACCUUGUUGGCUUCCGGCAGUGAGGACUGCUCUGUGCGACUCUCAAUCUAUGAUCCAGCUGGUGGUGGUCUUCGCCCUAUUGUGCAUCCAGCAUGUGUUCACAUCUCAGGUGUUCGUACCAUGUCAGCCUCGCCACUCAGCAAUAGUCAUGACAAUGCCAGCUGGAUGCUUGUAUCCGCUGGUGGUAGAUCUCAGAUCAAGGCCUGGUUGAUAUCUGACGCCUGUAGCAACCCAGCUGCUGCUGCUGCUCUGCCUACUGAGCACAGGACGAUGGGCGAAGCAACAUCAGCUGGUGUUGUGAGCAGUAGUGGUGAGCAUGGUCACAUGGUGCAUGACAUUGCCAUUGAGUCAGUGUGUCAGUACCCUGCUCCGCUAUCACAGCGUGAACGUAGACUACGACGACAACAACCGCCGACGGCAAUGGCUGCCGAAAGCCGUGUCAUGUCAGUGUCAACGGUGAAUGUGGACACCGUAGCUCAGUGUCUCGCUGUCAAUCUCCCUACACCAGAGAGUCAGCAUCAUGCCUCUACUGCGGGUGUGUUUGCUUGGGCAGUUUACUCCGAUGGCUGGUUACGGUUACUUCACUGUGACCCGAAUCGCAAAGCAUUUACCCUUAUUGCCGAGAGUGAGCAGCAAGACCGCUCUCUGCUUUGUGUUGAGACGAUCGUUGUUCCGUCUAAGUCCUGCGUGCUGGCAGCCACGGCUGGAGGCAGUGGAGACGUGACAGUAUGGGAUUUCACCGUGGUCUUGUCAGAUUAUCUCAAGGCUGUACUGGCACACUCAGCAGCCGAUUGCGUGAAUGGCAGCUCUGCUACGACCGCUCUUGACUUGGACACUUGUCAGCAGGACAACGCAUUGCCGAGACCCGUUGUCCUGGCCACUUUGGCCUCACAACGCUGCACCGUAACGUGUCUUGAGGUGCAGAUGGUUGAUGAAGAUGACAGUAUAGUUCUAUUGUCAGGAGGUGAUGGUGGUGGUGUAACACUACACUCUCUGUCAGUGCAUGACGAUGAGCAAGGAGCGGUGAUGCUAGAGACCAAGUGGACUGCGAGUCGGACUGAUUGCCAUGGUUCUACUGUUACUGGUCUCUGCUGGCUACCUAGUGGUUGUGUUAUGUCCACAUCAUGUGACCAGCAUGUAGCUGUGUGGAAGAUAGCUGCAGUCGGCGACACAGUCAGUGAAACAGCAGCCACACGCCCACAACAAUCCUGCACAAUAGAUGAAUCACGUACCCCUGGCUCAAAUACACUCACACAGCAACCCAGUAUCCAGCCUAUAUCAAACAUGAUGUCAGAUGUUUCUGAUUGCCAUGCCAUGCUGUAUUGGAAGAACAGGUUACAUGACGGCUGCAGGCAGGCCAGUGACUAUGUUCUGGCCCUGGCAGGUGCUGGCAUGCAAUGCAUUGACUUCAAGGAUAUUGGCCGUUGAUGUUCAAACUGUGCGACGACGAUACUCCAUUAUAUCAUUCUACAUGUAGUGCAUGGCACAAGAGUUUUGCGCCAUAUUAAUUUAUUUUUGGCUUUGUACAAACCGGUUUGAACACGCAUGCACGCACACACACGUACAGAUAUCUCCCACCGCUCAUCUUCAAUAUUCAUGCUUCUUAUUUUUAUUCUAUCAAUUUUUCUUGAGACAAGACUGCCUUGCAAAAAAUAUGAAUGAACAAAGACUGGGAAGCACACCGACAACAAAGAUAAAAAAAUGAUUCAAGAAGGCACACUAGAGAAAGGAAGAGCGAGAGCAGUCGACCGGUGUUGCUGGUCACAAUAUUAUGUCACAAACUAACCAUGAUAAGACAGCAGAAUGCAGUAGUACUGUAAUUGAGUAAGUCAAAGACCGGACGCUAUGUACAAUAGUAGGAUACUAGGAAAUGAAUUGAGCGGUUGCAAGUAUGAUUCUUGCAUCAUAUAAAUUACAUACCAACACAAUUCUAGACUAUCUAACACUAUUAAUCUGGAAACAAUUGUAAUAAAAAAGGAAAUUUGGAAAUGUUGCAAACUGGA